AUGUUAAAAUAAUCAACUUAGGCUUUAUUGGAGACUACAAUUACGAUUAUUGUGAUGAUUGUAAAAAAGUAAUUAGAGAUCUAUUAAUUUAAUAUUAUUAAAGUUCAAUACCUGCAGAGAAUGGAUAUUAAACAUCAACUUAUUCAUAUUAAUUUCCUAUAACAAAGAAAUAAAAGGCAAAUAAAGAUUAUAAAUUACAAUAACUUGGAAAUGAAUAUUCAUGGUUGUUAAUACAAUUACAUUAUUUUCAAUAUUCAAUAUGAACAAAGAAUAAUAAUGAAGAGCCAAUACUUUCUAUUUUUUCCCUCAAUAGAUUAAAUUAAAUUUGUUAAUUGGACUAUAAAUAUUUAUUUCUCUGGUACUUAAUUUUCUUUUUCUUGGGAUUAUACAAAAAAUAAUUUAAGAGGAUCUAUUAAUGAUAUUUAAUUUUAACUAUUAUACAAAUCAUAAAUUGAUUCAUUUAAACCUUCAUGUCAUUAUUCUUGUUUAACAUGA
Paramecium primaurelia is the source of this 495-nucleotide messenger RNA. NCBI's taxonomy places the organism in Eukaryota, Ciliophora, Oligohymenophorea, Peniculida, Parameciidae. The record is from the annotation of a GenBank genome assembly.